CUCUUAGGUCACUCUUUCAGCCCUUGAAUAAAAACUGCACCCAACUUCCCAGGCGCCCUCAUUGCCCAGCCGGACCCCAGCCCCCGAUAGGCUCGGGCCGCCCAGCUCGCCCCGUGCUCCGCCGGCCCCCGCCCAGCGCACCGGACCCCACCCCCGGCGCCCCGCGCUCGCCCCCUCAGUUCGCUCUCACCAUGGACAAGUUUUGGUGGCGCCUAGCCUGGGGACUGUGCCUCUCGCAGUUGAGCCUGGCGCAGAUCGAUUUGAAUAUAACCUGCCGAUACGCGGGUGUGUUCCACGUGGAGAAAAACGGUCGCUACAGCAUCUCGAAGACGGAGGCUGCUGACCUCUGCAAGGCUUUCAACAGCACCCUGCCCACCAUGACCGAGAUGGAGGCAGCCCUGAGCAUCGGGUUUGAGACCUGCAGGUACGGGUUCAUAGAAGGUCACGUGGUGAUCCCCCGUAUUCACCCCAACUCCAUCUGUGCCGCGAACAACACCGGGGUGUACAUCCUCACAUCCAACACCUCCCAGUAUGACACGUACUGCUUUAAUGCUUCAGCUCCGCCUGGAGAAGAUUGUACAUCGGUCACACACCUGCCCAAUGCCUUUGAAGGACCAAUUACCAUAACCAUUGUUAACCGUGAUGGCACCCGCUAUACCCAGACGGGUGAAUACAGAACUAACCCUGAAGACAUCUACCCCAGCAACCCCACUGACGAUGACGUGAGCAGUGGAUCGUCCAGUGAAAGAAGCACUUCGGGAGGCUACAGCAUUUUCCACACCCACCUUCCAACUGCCUACCCGACCCAGGACCAAGACAGUCCCGGGGCGUCCGACAACCCAGAGAAUCCCCCCAUUACCAUUACUUCAACUGUGCACUCAAACAGCCACGCAGCAGUUCAGGAGCAAACUAAUUGGAUGUGGUCCUGGUUGGGUAACUCACAGCCUAAGACUCAGGAUCACACAGCAGCUGCGACAACAGCUUUGAUGAGUUCUAGUGGCACAACUUCCAAAACAGCAACCAAGAGGCGAGAAGCCCAGGAUUGGCUUUCAUGGUGGUUUCAGCCAUCAGAGUCCGAGAAUCAUCUUCACACAACAACGAUAAUGGCCGGUACGGAUUCAAAUAUCAUCUCAGCAGGCUGGGAACCAACUGAAGAAAACGAAGAUGAAAGAGACAAACACCCCAGUUAUUCUGGAUCAGGCAUUGAUGAUGAUGAAGAUUUUAUCUCCAGUACCAUUUCAACCACACCACGGCUUUUUAACCACCCAAAACAGAACCAGGAUCGGACCCAAUGGAGCCCAGGCGAAUCGAAUCCAGGAGUGUUACUUCAGACAACUUCGAGGAUGACUGAUGUGGACAGAAGCAGCACCAUUGCUAAUGGAGAAAGCUGGACCCGUGAACCACACUCUCCUCUCAUUCACCAUGAGCGUCAUGAUGAAGAGGAGACCCAGCAUUCUACGAGCCCAACCCCGGCCCCUGACAGCCAUCCAGACCAAAGAAUGACAACGCAGAGUCAAGAGGACAGCUCCUGGACUUACUUCUUCGACCCAAUCUCACAUCCAAUGGGACGAGGUCAUCAAACAGAAAGAUGGAUGGAUAUGGACUCCAGCCAUAGUACAACACUUCAACCUUCUGCAGAUCCAAACACACAUUCGGUGGAAGAGUUGGACAGGACAGGACCUCUUUCCGUGACGACUCAACAGAGUAAUACUCAGAGCUUCUCUACAUCACAUGGAGACUGGGAAGAAGAUAAAGACCAUCCAGUGACUUCUACUCCAACAUCUAGCAGCAAGGAUGAUAGGACUGAUGGCAAAGGUGGAAGAAGAAGUGGACAUUUUCCUGAAGACUCAGCUACUUCAGUGGAAGGUUAUACUUCUCGGUCCCCAGCCACAAAGGAACCCAGGACCCUCAUCCCAGUGACCCCUGCUAAGACGGGGGUCCCUGAAGUUACUGAAGUUAAUAUUGCUGGAGAUUCCGACUCUAAUGUUGAUCAUUUCUUUUCAGAAGACCAAGACUCGCCAGUUCACCCCAGUGGGAGGUCCCAUACAACUCAUGGAUCAGAAUCAGCUGGACACACAAGUGGAAGUCAAGAAGGUGGGGCGAACACGACCUCCGGUCCUACGCGGAAACCUCAAAUUCCAGAAUGGCUCAUCAUCUUGGCCUCCCUCCUGGCCUUGGCUUUGAUUCUUGCCGUCUGCAUUGCUGUCAAUAGUCGAAGAAGGUGUGGGCAGAAGAAAAAGCUGGUAAUCAACAACGGUAAUGGAGCGGUGGAGGAGAGAAAGGCAAGUGGACUCAACGGAGAGGCCAGCAAGUCUCAGGAGAUGGUGCACUUGGUGAACAAGGAGUCCUCAGUGACCUGCGAUCAGUAUAUGACAGCCGAUGAGACGCGGAACCUGCAGAAUGUGGACAUGAAGAUUGGGGUGUAGCGCCUACACCGUGGUGACCUGGGAAAGAAAUGGCCGUUGGAGACACAACCAAUUCGAGGAGCUGGGACACUUCACAGAUGCAAUGUGCUACUGAUUGUUUCAUUGGGGGAUAUUUUUUUUAGUAUAAAAUUUUCUACUCCUUUU
This is a messenger RNA of Acinonyx jubatus (cheetah), 2570 nucleotides long. It is a transcript of the gene CD44, whose product is annotated as CD44 molecule (Indian blood group). Gene Ontology annotation, cellular component: basolateral plasma membrane; plasma membrane; macrophage migration inhibitory factor receptor complex. NCBI's taxonomy places the organism in Eukaryota, Metazoa, Chordata, Mammalia, Carnivora, Felidae. The coding region runs from base 192 to 2426 and encodes 744 amino acids. The record is from RefSeq and is a predicted model, not a curated record. Gene Ontology annotation, biological process: cell adhesion; inflammatory response; positive regulation of ERK1 and ERK2 cascade. The transcript has 18 exons. Gene Ontology annotation, molecular function: hyaluronic acid binding; cytokine receptor activity.